This is a messenger RNA of Solanum tuberosum (potato), 2984 nucleotides long. Its product is annotated as chloride channel protein CLC-e. The record is from RefSeq and is a predicted model, not a curated record. Gene Ontology annotation, cellular component: chloroplast thylakoid membrane. The transcript has 7 exons. Gene Ontology annotation, biological process: transmembrane transport; chloride transport. Lineage: Eukaryota; Viridiplantae; Streptophyta; Magnoliopsida; Solanales; Solanaceae. The coding region runs from base 48 to 2300 and encodes 750 amino acids. Gene Ontology annotation, molecular function: chloride transmembrane transporter activity.
GUGGUAGAUUUAUUAUUGGUUUCACAAAGUUAUUGAGACAUGAAAUAAUGAUGGUGGCAUUGUCGACGACUAGUUGCACUCCAAAUUCGUGGUUGAAUUCCAUAUCCCGUCGCUGUAACAACGAUAAAGCUCCAUUCUGGCAGUCUGGCCCUCGAUUUGGUCGUCAUCAAUCGCGAAUACGUUGUUCAAGUUGCUGGCGUUGGGCUCGACCGUCUCUUCCUCCUGGACACGUACGAAUACGUUGUUCAAAUUGCUGGCGUUGGGCUCGACCGUCUCUUCCUCCCGGACACGGACGCUCCUCUGCUGAAAAGUGCGACGAUAGUGAUAGUGGUAUCCAGAUAAAUGCACAAGGCAACACGGCAAUAAUCUCCGCUUGCUUUGUUGGCCUCUUCACCGGUAUCAGUGUCGUGCUUUUCAACGCUGCGGUUCAUGAAAUACGCGAUUUUUGUUGGGAUGGGAUUCCGUCUCGAGGUGCCUCGUGGUUAAGGGAGGAGCCCAUUGGAGUAAUUUGGCAACGUGUAAUCUUAGUACCAGCUUCUGGCGGUUUGCUAGUCAGUUUUUUGAACACUUUCCGAGCUACACUGGACGUCUCAACGCAAGGAAAUUGGACAUCAUCUGUUAAAUCUGUCUUGAGACCAGUUUUGAAGACAAUCGCUGCUUGUGUCACUUUAGGAACUGGAAAUUCCUUAGGACCAGAAGGCCCAAGUGUUGAAAUUGGUACUUCAGUUGCCAAGGGAAUUGGAGCUCUGCUCGAUAAAGGUGCUCAUAGAAAGCUAUCUCUCAAGGCUGCUGGAUCAGCUGCUGGAAUCUCUUCUGGAUUUAAUGCUGCUGUUGCGGGUUGUUUCUUUGCUGUGGAAUCUGUGUUAUGGCCAUCACCUGCAGAGUCUUUGUCCUUGACAAAUACAACUUCAAUGGUUAUUCUGAGUGCUGUUAUAGCUUCUGUAGUCUCAGAAAUUGGUCUUGGCUCAGAACCUGCAUUUGCAGUCCCGGCAUAUGAUUUUCGUACACCUACGGAAUUGCCGCUUUAUCUUCUGCUGGGCAUCUUUUGCGGGUUAGUUUCAGUGGCAUUAUCAAGCUGUACAUCAUUUAUGCUGCAAAUAGUGGAAAAUAUCCAAACAGCCAGCGGCGUGCCAAAAUCAGCUUUCCCUGUGCUGGGUGGUCUUCUGGUUGGGCUGGUAGCUUUAGCAUAUCCUGAAAUCCUUUACUGGGGUUUUGAGAAUGUUGAUAUUUUGCUAGAAUCUCGGCCACUAGUGAAAGGCCUCUCUGCUGAUCUGUUGCUCCAGCUUGUAGCUGUCAAAAUAGUAACAACCUCAUUAUGCCGAGCUUCUGGAUUGGUUGGAGGCUACUAUGCUCCAUCUCUAUUUAUUGGUGCUGCUACUGGAACUGCAUAUGGGAAAAUUGUUAGCUACAUUAUCUCUCAUGCUGAUCCAAUCUUUCAUCUCUCCAUCUUGGAAGUUGCAUCCCCACAAGCAUAUGGUCUGGUUGGCAUGGCUGCUACUCUUGCUGGUGUCUGUCAGGUGCCUCUCACUGCGGUUCUGCUUCUCUUUGAACUGACACAGGAUUAUCGGAUAGUUCUGCCCCUCUUGGGAGCUGUGGGGAUGUCAUCAUGGGUUACAUCUGGACAAACAAGCAAAGGGGUGGUACAGGAUAGGAAGAAAUUAAAAGAUGCAAGAGCCCAGAUGACGCAGUGGCAAGGAACUUCUUCCUCCAACAUUGGACUUCCUAGCUUAACUUAUUCUUCAGGUGUGGAACCUUCACAAAAAGAGAGUAACCUCUGCAAACUUGAGAGUUCACUCUGUCUUUAUGAAUCUGAUGAUGAAGAAAAUGAUUUCGCUAGGAAAGUUCUAGUUGCACAGGCAAUGAGAACGCGAUAUGUGACAGUCCUAAUGAGCACCUUGCUAAUGGAAACCAUAUCUCUCAUGCUAGCUGAGAAGCAAUCUUGUGCUAUAAUAGUUGAUGAAAAUAAUUUUCUCAUUGGUUUGCUGACACUUGGUGAUAUCCAGAAUUACAGCAAGUGGCCAAGAGCGGAAGGAAAAUGCCAGGAGGAACUUGUAGUAGCUGAUGUUUGCUCUUCAAAUGGCAAUAAGUGCCGGGUAUCAUGCACAGUGACUCCAAAUACAGAUCUCCUUUCUGCUCUAACUAUUAUGGAGAAACAUGGUUUGAGUCAGCUACCUGUUAUACUAAGGCACGUGGAGGAUGAAGGCAUACAUCCUGUGGGCAUUUUGGACAGAGAGUGCAUCAAUGUAGCUUGCAGAGCAUUAGCAACUAGAGAACAGCUUAGCUGGUUCUCCACGGAGUAAAGGCUAACUGAAGGUUGCAUACCCCGUUUGCAAUAAGUUCUUCCUUGUUAAAGCAUGUUGAGGGUUAUUGUCUCUGAGUAAUCCAUCCUCGCUCUGUCUUACAACAGGGUUGAACAAGUAAGAUGAACAAUUGGAUUUAUAGUGGUUUAUCCAUUAAUUACUGCUAUGCUGACUUCUUGUUCAUAUAAUAAGAUGCUGUAAAUAUCUUCUCUACAUCAGCAUAUCCAAACAACUGUUUUGGUCUUCCUGAGAUUUUGGACUACCAUCUUCAGUUCAAUUGUAAAUAAUGAGAAUGAUGCUAGCACAGGCAGAGGAGACCAUACAACCAGGAAGCAGGAUUUACAGCUGAGGCUGAAGGUUGUUCAAGCUGCUUCUCAAAUUAGGCACUGGAGGAGCGCACUGCCUAACUACACUGACUCGUCAUCCAAUCCCAAUGAUUCACUUCCGUGGUAUGGAACUUGAACAGGAUUGAGUUACACAUGCCUCGUGUCAAAAGUCUACUCUUCUGUCGUUGCCUGAAUAAUAUUUCUUCAUGCUGCUUUAGUCAGCUGUUAAUGACUUUUCAAACAACCCCAUUCUCCACCAUUGUUUCCCGAACUGCCCUUUCCUGAUGUUUUGUCGUUGCUACAAUGUGCUUGUUCGUAAUUAAGUCGCCAUACUCUUUCUCUGGCCCAUGUUACAUGA